Messenger RNA from Aphanomyces invadans, 574 nucleotides. RefSeq lists its product as hypothetical. The record is from RefSeq and is a predicted model, not a curated record. The transcript has a single exon. Bases 38 to 550 code for a protein of 170 amino acids. NCBI's taxonomy places the organism in Eukaryota, Oomycota, Saprolegniomycetes, Saprolegniales, Verrucalvaceae.
GCCCUUGAAGCUGAUCUUUCCCAUCGUGCCACUUGAAAUGGGAACCGUCCCUAAAGCACGCCCUUUCGAGGACGUAACGAUAUCCUUCGACAUUACAGAAAUUCGCGUUGCCAUGACCAGCACGUUCGCCAACGACAAGCCGCUCGCGAUGGAGCUCUCGUUUAUUUCGACAAGUGGCGGUCAGAGGCGCAUUGGCACACCUCCGCUCACGAACACCUCCGAGACGCCCGACGUGGCCUUUCUUGUGAUGCUAGUUGCCAUCGUGGCCAUCGUGGCUGUUGGUGGCAUCGUGCUGUUUCGACCGCUGCCAGUGCAAGCGUUGUGGCGGAUUCUUGGUUACCCGGCUGCUGCCUCAAACUUGCUGGACGAUGCCGUGAACGAGCCAGUGCCGCCCCCCCAACCGCACACCGAGACACAGCGCCCCUUUGACUUCAACCAUGAGGUGUGGCAAGACGACUGCGGGAUUGACGUGGUCCCAUCGCCACCAAGCACACGACAGUCGGUCAUCGACAGCGCCGUUCACGCGUAUGCCACCAUGAGUGUCCAGUAACAUGACAUCUCCUUUCUGUGGUUG